GUGUAAGAGUCUCUGACAUGCAUUCUAGCCCUCGCUAUAUGAAGUAAACUGACACUGUUGACAGCAACAAGUCAGAAUGGAGUUAGAUCGACCUGUGGAUGAACUACAGUUUUAUGUGAAUGGCAAAAAGAUUGUGGAAAAAAAUGCAGACCCUGAAAUGACCUUACUUUACUAUCUACGAAGAAAAUUGGGUCUGACUGGAACCAAACUGGGAUGUGCAGAAGGAGGAUGUGGGGCCUGUACUGUAAUGGUCUCCCGGUUUGAUGUAUUUCAGAAGAAAAUUGUACAUUACUCGGUCAAUGCUUGCCUGGCGCCCAUCUGCUCUCUGCACAAUGCAGCAGUAACAACGGUUGAAGGAAUUGGGAGUACCACCACCAGACUCCAUCCUGUGCAGGAGAGAAUAGCAAAAGCCCAUGGAUCCCAGUGUGGAUUUUGUACCCCUGGCUUUGUCAUGUCUAUGUAUACCUUACUACGGAAUAAUCCAAAGCCAACCAUGGAAGAGAUUGAAGAAACAUUUCAAGGUAACUUGUGCCGGUGCACAGGAUAUAGACCGAUUCUUAAGGGCUACAGUACGUUUGCAGUGAAUUCAGGUUGCUGUGGAAAAGCAAUUACAACUGAUUGCUGUAUGGAAAAUAAUAAGACAGUGCCUACUUGCUGCAAAACAAAAGGGAGCCAUGACACCCAUUGUCUAAAUCGAGAUAAGACUAACCCUGCGGAUCUAGUAACCAGACUUUAUGAUCCAUCAGAAUUUAAACCCCUGGAUCCAACCCAAGAGCCUAUCUUCCCACCAGAACUACAAUUACAUCAAAAAUUACUUCAGAAGUCAGUGUUGUUCAGAGGAGAGCGGGUCACAUGGAUUCAGCCUUCAAAUCUGGCAGAGCUUCUGGAACUCAAGUUUCAGUAUCCUAAUGCAAGGCUAGUAGUGGGGAACACUGAAGUAGGUAUUGAGAUGAAAUUUAAGGACAUGCUGUACCCUGUGAUAUUGGCACCGGUUUGUAUUCCAGAACUGAAGGCUAUCCAGCAGACUGAGACAGGAAUAACUUUUGGUGGUGCCUGCACUCUAACGUUCAUUAAAAAUGUUCUACAGAAGGCUGUUGAAAAGUUUCCAGAAUACCAAACAGAGACGUUUAAGGCUGUCCUCGAGCAGUUAAAAUGGUUUGCUGGAGAACAGAUCAGAAAUGUUGCUGCUGUUGCAGGAAACAUCAUGACUGCUAGUCCAAUCUCUGACUUGAACCCAGUCUUUAUGUCAGCGCAGUGUAAAGUGACAGUGGCAUCUAAAGAUGGCACAAGGGCAAUUCGGAUGGAUAGAAACUUCUUCAGCGGCUAUAGAAAGACAGUCGUUAAACCUCAUGAAAUACUGUUGGCUAUUGAAAUUCCUUUCACAAAGAAGGGGGAAUUUGUUUCAGUAUAUAAACAAUCAACACGACAAGAGGAUGACAUUGCCAUAGUGAAUAGUGCAAUGAGAGUUCUGUUUAGGGAAGGCACCAAUACAGUGGAGGAAAUACGACUGUGUUAUGGAGGAAUGUCAGAAAAAACGGCUUUGGCACAGACCACCUGUGAGACUUUAAAAGGGAGAGAGUGGAAUGAAGCAUUACUCGAGGAAGCCUGUAAACUUAUUGCCAAAGAGAUGACCCUAGAACCAUCGGCUCCAGGUGGAAUGGUCGAAUUCAGAAGGACCCUUGCCAUUAGCUUCUUUUUUAAAUUCUAUUUGACUGUACUUCAGAAAUUAUCCAGAUAUCUCAAUAAAAACAAUAACUAUAUUGAACAAAUCCCUCCAAGCUGGAUCAGUGCUACUGAGUUGUUUCACAGAGAUCCUCCAUCCAGUGUCCAGUUAUUCCAGGCUGUACCCCCUGGACAGUGUGUUGAAGAUGUUGUUGGCCGUCCAAUAAUGCACUUAGCAGCUGAGAAGCAAGCAACUGGGGAAGCCGUUUACUGUGAUGACAUGCCCCAUUUUGAAAAUGAGCUCUAUUUGGCAGUGGUAACAAGUACCAAGCCACAUGCCAAAAUAAUUGCAAUCGAUCCAACAGAUGCUCUGAAAAUGCCAGGUGUUGUGGACUUCAUCUCUGCCAAGGAUGUUCCUGGUAGCAAUCUAACUGGCCACCUUUGUUUUGAUGAAACCGUUUUUGCUGAGGAUACAGUGACCUGUAUUGGCUAUAUCAUUGGUGCAAUCCUUGCAGACACACAACCUCAUGCAAGACGAGCUGCCAAAGCUGUAAAGAUCACAUAUGAAGAGCUUAAACCCAUCAUCACCAUCCAGGAGGCAAUAGAAAAUGAAUCCUUUUUCUUGCCCAUAAGAAAAUUAGAGAAAGGAGAUAUCAAGCAGGGAUUUGAAGAAGCUGACCAUAUUUUAGAAGGAGAGAUGCAUAUGGGUGGACAAGACCACUUUUAUAUGGAAACACACUGUACAAUUGCUGUGCCUAAGAAGGAGAACGGAGAGAUGGAACUUUUUGCAUCAACACAGGCUGCAUCAGCUACACAGGGUUUGGUUGCUAAAGCUCUGGGAGUCCCAUCUAAUCGCAUUGUAUGCAGAGUGAAGAGGAUGGGUGGUGGAUUUGGUGGAAAGGAGUCCAGAACCACCAUGUUAUCAACUGUUGUGGCCAUAGCAGCCCAUAAAGCUGGCCGUCCAGUACGCUGCAUGUAUGACCGAGAUGAAGAUAUGCUAAUAACGGGUGGACGACACCCAUUUCUAGGUCAUUAUAAGGUUGGCUUUAUGAAGAAUGGAAAAAUUGUUGCUUUGGAUGUCACAUAUUAUAGCAAUGCAGGCAACAGCAUGGAUCUGUCAAUUGCUAUCAUGGAGCGAGCUUUGCUCCACAUGACUAAUGCAUACCAGGUUCCAAACACUAGAGGAGUGGGCUACAUGUGUAAGACCAACUUGUCCUCUAACACAGCAUUCCGUGGAUUUGGAGGUCCUCAGGCCAUGAUGAUUGCUGAAUGUUGGAUAAAUGACAUUGCCUUGACAUGUGCACUGCCUGCAGACCAGGUGAGAUUUCUGAAUUUAUACAAGGAAGGUGAAAUCACACACUACAACCUGAAGCUGGAGAAUUGCACCGUGCAAAGGUGCUGGGAAGAAUGUUUAGCUAUCUCUGACUACCACAAUCGUCAAAAAUAUGUGGAGGAAUUUAAUAGGCAGCACCGCUGGAGGAAGAGAGGAAUAGCUGUUAUCCCUACAGUAUUUGGACUCAGUUUUACAGUCAGGCUCCUGAAUCAGGCAGGUGCUUUGGUGCACAUUUACAAAGAUGGCUCUGUACUUGUUACACAUGCUGGAACUGAGAUGGGACAGGGCCUUCACACCAAGAUUGUCCAGAUUGCAGGUAGAGCUUUGCAGAUCCCAGCUGAUAAGAUCUAUAUUAGCGAAACCAGCACCAACACAGUUCCAAACACAUCUCCCACUUCUGCUUCUGUCAGCUCUGACUUGAAUGGCAUGGCAGUUUAUAAUGCCUGCCAGAUUUUGCUACAGCGGCUGAAACCUUUCAAAGAGGCUAAUCCUAGUGGAACAUGGGAGGAAUGGGUAAUUGCUGCCUAUAUAGAUCGAGUUAGUCUUUCAGCCACUGGAUUUUACAAAACCCCAGAAAUUGGAUAUGACUUUGAAAAGAGUGAAGGAAUGGCAUUCAGCUAUAUGUCAUAUGGAGUGGCUUGCUCUGAAGUUGAAGUUGACUGCUUAACAGGUGGCCAUAUGAAUCUACGUACAGACAUAGUCAUGGAUGUUGGCUUCAGUCUAAACCCUGCAAUUGAUAUUGGACAGGUGGAAGGUGCUUUUGUUCAAGGUCUUGGGUUGUUCACUCUUGAGGAACUUCGUUAUUCUCCAGAAGGCUUCUUGUAUACACGAGGACCUGGAAUGUAUAAAAUCCCAACACUCGGUGAUAUUCCACUUGAGUUCAAUGUGACCCUACUGCGAGAUUCUCCAAACAGCAAAGCAAUAUAUUCUUCGAAGGGUGUCGGGGAACCUCCACUCUUUCUUUCAUCUUCAGUGUUCUUUGCUAUUAAGGAUGCAAUUGCUUUUGCCAGAGCUGACUCAGGAAUCACUGGACCUUUCAGACUUGAUAGCCCUGCUACCCCAGAAAGAAUACGCAAUGCCUGUGUUGACCAGUUCACCAAAAUGUGUCCUUCAGCGAAUCCUGGGACUUUCAAGCCAUGGGCUGUGCAAGUGUGAACAAAUAUAGAAAAGACAAAGAAAAUCAUGAUUCCGAACAUAACCUGUUAAGCCACAAGAAUGACACAUAAAUGAAAUUCAGAACAAGCCAUAUUAAACAGUACAAUAUUAUGGACAUUUAUCAGUAUUGUGGCUAGAAAGGAUCUAUUCUAUUAUUGUACAAAUGCAGGAAAAUGCAUUAGUUAUACAUGUACUUGAGUGCAUAGCAAACUUUAUUGUAAAUUGUACUGGAAAGUAUUCUAUUUCCAAAGUUAUCUAAACACGCAUCUUCUUUUGAGAAUUGCUUUCAUUACUGCAUACUUAUGCAAAGCUGCCUUUCAUGUAUACAACAAUUAAUAAUUGUUAACAGUAUAUGCAUGUGUAUAUGUGUGUGUGUGUGUGUGUGUAUGAAUAUG
Protopterus annectens (West African lungfish) is the source of this 4545-nucleotide messenger RNA. RefSeq names its product xanthine dehydrogenase/oxidase-like. NCBI's taxonomy places the organism in Eukaryota, Metazoa, Chordata, Ceratodontiformes, Protopteridae. Gene Ontology annotation, molecular function: xanthine dehydrogenase activity; 2 iron, 2 sulfur cluster binding; iron ion binding. The coding region runs from base 77 to 4150 and encodes 1357 amino acids. The transcript has 37 exons. The record is from RefSeq and is a predicted model, not a curated record.